GGCAGAGAGCACCCUGCUACAUUUCCUAAUCGUGGGGUUGACGUGCAGGCGGAAGAGCUGAAGUGAGCUGGUCACGAUGCUUGUGCUUCUCCCGUGCAGCCGGCUGGCCCUGGCUCUGGCUCUCGCCCUUAUCCUGGUUUUGGGUUCUUCAGUUCAAGGUUUACCUGUGCAGAGAGCCAGGUACCAGUGGGUUCGCUGUAAUCCCGACAGUAAUUCUGCAAACUGCAUUGAUGAAAAGGGACCGAUGUUCGACUUACCUCCAGGUGAAUCCAACAGAAUACUCCCUCCAAGGACUGACCCUUUUCAAAUGACGAGAACCCAGAACUUGAAUGAUGUCUUCCCUCUUUCUGAGGACUAUUCUGGCUCUGGCUCUGGCUCAGGAUCUGGAAGUGACGCCCUGACUGGAAUGGAUCAUGAAUACCAACCAGUAGAUAGAAACGAUGCUUUUUAUGAUGACUUUAAGUCUGUGUCCUCAGACGACCAGGACUUGGGUCAGGAUGGACUAGAAGAUAAUUUUAUUAUAUAAAUAAGAGGGUUUCCCACCUUGACACCAGGCAAUGCAUUCAGUAUAUUUUGUGUACCAUAGUAAAAAGAUUACUUUUGGGAUAAAAAGUUUUAUAGAAAUUUUAAAACACCUGACUUAUUUACUUUUUAUCAUCUGCCUAGAAAAGAAGUCUUAUCAUUCUUAUCUCGUGGAUUAUUAAAGUCUCCUUUAUCUAGACUAUUUUCCUAGAAAAGUACUUGCAUUUCUUUAUAUCAUAUUCAACCAACAUCACUAUGAAAUUAACUAGGUUCCGAAUGUCUACAAAGUUGCUUUAAAGAAUAAAUUGCACUGUUUUUCUUUUUAAAAAAUCAGUUUGAGAAACAAAUUGUCAGGCAGUAUUUCAUACCUAAGUCUUCACCUGACUGAUUGUGAAUUAUAGAUAUGUCCUUUUUUUAAUGAAAAAAAAAAGAUGAGACAGUGAAUUUAUAGGGUGGAUAUCUGACAUGUUUUACAGUGUAAAGUGUACAGCUCUAACAUUUCCACUGGAUGCAUUGGCAGAGCUGCUGGACGUGGUUUGUUUAAAAGUAUGGUUGUUGUUACAGUGACAAACUUAGGCCCAAUUAAAGCUCAGUUUUGCUCUCAAUACCUCGCACUGCUUUACCUUUUUCCUGGAUAUCUGUGUAUUUUCAAAUGUUAUUCUAUUAAAGCAUGAGU
Molecule: messenger RNA, 1198 nt
Organism: Pteronotus mesoamericanus
Lineage: Eukaryota; Metazoa; Chordata; Mammalia; Chiroptera; Mormoopidae
Gene: SRGN
Product: serglycin
Exons: 3
Coding region: 77-526 (149 amino acids)
Biological process (GO): negative regulation of bone mineralization; secretory granule organization
Cellular component (GO): secretory granule
Source: RefSeq, a predicted model, not a curated record